Staurois parvus is the source of this 2892-nucleotide messenger RNA. The record is from the annotation of a GenBank genome assembly. NCBI's taxonomy places the organism in Eukaryota, Metazoa, Chordata, Amphibia, Anura, Ranidae.
AUGGAGCCAGCUCUGAACAUCAAUGGUCUCAUUGAUUUUGCUGUACAGCUGCUAAAUGAACUGAGUGUUGUGGAAGCAGAAUUGCUGUUGAAAUCAUCAAACCUUGCAGGAAGUUACACAACGCGCCUGUGUCUGUACAUUGUAGCGGUGCUAAGACGAUACCACGCUUGCCUAAUUUUAAAUUAUGAACAGACAGCACAAGUUUUUGAAGGAUUGUGUGGUGUAGUAAAGCAUGUAGUCAAUCCCUCAGAAUGCUCCUCUCCAGAGAGAUGUAUUUUGGCUUAUCUGUAUGAUCUGUAUAUGUCAUGUAGCCAUAUAAGAAGUAAGUUUGGAGAUCUUUUCAGUAGUGCUUGUUCGAAGGUAAAGCAGACAAUAUACAGCAAUGUACAGCCAUCUAACUCUAAUGCACUGUGGGAUCCAGACUUCAUGGUGGACUUUAUAGAAAACCCAUCAGUGCACAAUAUUAAUCACUUAGUGCUGGGGAAGAUCCUCAGUGAGAAUGCUGCUAACCGCUACAGUUUUGUGUGCAACGUCCUCAUGAAUGUAUGUAUGGGCCACCAAGAUGCUGAGAGGAUCUAUGAUAUAUCGAACCUGUGUGCUGAACUUACAGCUUGCUGCACUGUGCUCAGCUCGGAAUGGUUGGGUGUACUUAAGGCUCUUUGCUGUUCUUCCAAUCAUGUGUGGGGAUUUAAUGACUUACUCUGCAGUGUGGAUGUUAGUGAUCUUUCAUUCCAUGACUCUCUGGCCACUUUUAUAGCUGUCCUAAUAGCAAGGCACUGCUUUCCACUUGAGGAUGUGGUUCAGCAUGUCGCUCUCCCCUCCCUCCUUGCAGCAGCUUGCGGUGAUCCUGAUGCUGAGCCUGGAGCUAGAAUGACAUGCCGCCUCCUGCUCCAUCUACUAAAAACACCACAGUUUAGCCCAAUGGGGACAACAAAUGGAAAGCUAGCACCUGUUGUAUUUUCCUCCUGUGACAGACAUCUUUUGGCAGCUGCUCAUAACAGCAUUGAAGUGGGAGCCGUGUUUGCUGUCCUCAAAGCUAUUCUCAUGCUAGGAGAUGCUGCAAUCGGCAGUAAUAAUAUUAACUCAUCAAAGCACAAUAAAGUCACCACAAGUGAAGGGAUUGAAGGGAAUACAGAAACAUCCUUGCAAUCCUCUGGAAAACCAUUCAUCACAGAGACAGCAAGUUUAAGUGAAUAUGCAAAAUAUGUUCUAAGGACAAUUUGCCAACAGGAGUGGGUUGGAGAUCAUUGUUUGAAGGAACCAGAGAGGCUGUGCAUGGAUAAAGAUCUUAUUUUGGAUCCCGUUCUCUCUAAUAAGCAAGCAAGCAAACUACUACAAUUAAUAUGUUAUCCUCAUGAGAUAAGAGAGUCACUAGAAGGGGAAAACAUUCAGCAGCUUCACAUUAAGAGAAUCCUACAGAAUCUUGAACAGUGGACACUCAGGCAGUCAUGGUUGGAGAUCCAGCUGAUGAUCAAGCAAUGCAUGAAGAAUGAGAUGAAUACACUUUUGGAUAAUAUUGCAAAAGCAACAAUAGAAGUGUUCCAGCAGUCUGCUGAGCUAAACAGCAGUUUGAAUACCCCUGGCAAUGGUCUCUUUAGUGCUAACUGUGCAGGACAUGGGUUUAGCUCAUCUGAAAGGAGAGGUGUCUGGCUUGUGGCACCUCUGAUUGCUAAAUUGCCCACUUCGGUGCAAGGCAGAGUGCUAAAGGCAGCUGGAGAGGAACUGGAGAAAGGGCAGCAUCUGGGCUCAUCCUCCAAGAAAGAACGGGACAGGCAAAAAACAAAAAACAUGUCCCUGCUGAGUCAGCACCCAUUCCUAUCACUGGUACUCACCUGCUUAAAGGGACAGGAUGAGCAGAGAGAAGGUCUUCUCACAUCACUGCAAAAUCAGCUGAAUCAGAUUUUGAGUAACUGGAGAGAGGAGAAAUACCAAGAUGAUGUGAAAGCUCGCCAGAUGAUGCAUGAGGCUCUUCAAUUACGUCUGAAUUUGGUUGGAGGAAUGUUUGACACAGUACAGAGAAGCACACAGUGGACUGCAGACUGGGCUGUUUUACUUCUUCAGAUAAUUACAUCAGGCACAGUUGACAUGCAAACAAACAAUGAAUUAUUCACAACUGUUCUUGAUAUGCUGGGUGUCUUAAUAAAUGGAACCCUUGCCUCUGAUCUUUCCAACGUGUCUCAAGGAAGUUCAGAAGAAAACAAAAGAGCUUACAUGAACUUAGUGAAGAAACUAAAGAAAGAACUAGGUGAUAAGCGAUCAGAGAGUAUUGAUAAAGUCCGCCAGCUUCUGCCUUUGCCAAAACAGACUUGUGAUGUCAUUACCUGUGAGCCCAUGGGGUCUCUGAUUGACACAAAAGGCAACAAAAUUGCAGGGUUUGACUCUAUUGAUAAGAAACAGGGCCUUCAAGUUUCAACCAAACAAAAGGUAUCUCCUUGGGACCUAUUUGAAGGUCACAAGAACCCAGCUCCUCUCUCAUGGGCCUGGUUUGGCACUGUUCGUGUGGACAGAAAAGCAAUCAAAUAUGAGGAACAACAUCACCUUCUUCUCAACCACACACAUCCAAAGCCCAAACCUCCUAGUUAUUACCUGGAGCCAUUGCCGCUUCCUCCAGAAGAAGAGGAAGAAGAAGAUGAACCCAGCACUUCGGUGUAUGCAGACCCAGAAGGAAAAACAACAGAUUUAUCUGAUCCUGGCAAAUUAGUAACUGAUGAAGAAAAAAAGUCCAAAAGCAGAAAGCGCAAAACCAAGUCCAACCCACGAACAGACGUAUGUUAUUGUUUAAUUCCUUGUGUGCAUCUAAUUGCUUGCAGGACUCUUGCAAGUUCUAGAGUGCUGACCACAGUUAUUUUUGUCACUGUUUACUUAAUUAAAUGCCUUUUUCAUGUCCUUUGA